Saccostrea cuccullata (small rock oyster) is the source of this 1278-nucleotide messenger RNA. RefSeq names its product ankyrin repeat domain-containing protein 16-like. Gene Ontology annotation, molecular function: protein binding. The transcript is spliced from 7 exons. NCBI's taxonomy places the organism in Eukaryota, Metazoa, Mollusca, Bivalvia, Ostreida, Ostreidae. The coding region runs from base 61 to 1158 and encodes 365 amino acids. The record is from RefSeq and is a predicted model, not a curated record.
CGAGAUAUUUUGAGACAGAAUUGAAACAAAAGUCCAUUCGAUGUUAAGUCAAUUCUGUUCAUGGAUGAAUAUUUCAAGGCAGCACAGCAUGGCGAUCUUGAAUAUUUUAAAACAUUAACGGUAAAUACAAAUAAUGAAGGAAAACCUACAUGGACAUUGAACACACAAUACGACAAGUCGGGUGACACUGUCCUCCACAUCGCAGCUAGAUGUGGCCACUUGCCUCUUCUGCAGUAUCUCAUAGACUCUGGCGCCGAUAUAGAAACCUCGAAUCUCGACGGUAAAAGGCCCCUACAUGAAGCAGCCCAGGCUGGUCAGACAGGCUGUGUGGAGAGUUUACUGAAGGCAGGGGCGCAGGUGGACAGUUUAAAGAGGGCUGACUGGACUCCCUUGAUGCUUGCCUGUACCAAAGACAAUGAAGAUGUAAUAAGGCUUCUUCUGAAGUUUGGGGCCAGUGUCCACUUAAGAAACAAAGAUGGAUGGACACCCUUUCAUAUAGCUUGCAGGGAAGGCCACAUAAACAUUGUUCAGCUUCUUUUUACGCAUGACAACUCAGUUUGGAACACUGCCAGUAAGAAUAAAAGGACCCCUCUACAUACUGCAGCUUUACAUGGCUGUGUUCCAGUUGUCUCCUUUCUCUUGGACAAAGGGAGCUAUCCCCCAGACAGCAAGGACAGUGCUGGGACUACUCCUCUGAUGGACGCCAUUAGAUCAGGUCAUACUCAUGUAGCAGAAACCCUGAUCAGCAGACAAAAGGCCAGUGUUUAUGAGGAGGAUAACUUUGGAUUACAGCCUCUUCACCUAGCAGCUCAGUCUGGAUGUCUAACUUCAGUCAAAUUUCUGGUGGAAAGCUUAAAGGUCAAGGUCGACUCAAGGUCAUCAAAAGGAUUUACAGCUCUCUUUGUAGCUGCAAAGGAAGGUCAGUUAUCUGUGAUAUCCUUUCUAGUGGCAUCUGGAUCUGAUGUAAAUCUCACUGACAAUAAGGGAAGAACAGCUUUACACAUUGCUGCGGGAGCUCAGCAUUCAAAGACCUGUCAGUUUCUCCUACAGCACAGAGCUGUUAUCAAGGCAGACAACUCUGGCACCACCCCUGACAUGCUAUCCAGGAAACCUGAAGUCUGUAGACUAUUUCGAAACUAUCAAACUCCAGAAAAAUGAUAGUAAUUUUUAAAAGAGAGUGCAUAUGCAGAUAUAAAAUAACAAUGACAGAGUGAAUCAUUUAUUUUGAGUGAAUUUCUUGGAUAUGAAAAGAUUUUAAAAACAUGAUGUACAAAAAUG